GGAGAGUGGAGGACAGGACACAGAGGAAUGGGGUUUCAGAGCAAACUGCAAAAGAAAAGAGAGGUAACUUUAGCAUGAGGAGGAGGAGUAGGAAGAAUAUGUGUGGGAGGGAAAGAGACAGAGAGAGUGCGUAUGUCUGAGAUAGAGGAAGCAAAUCUGCAGUGUAAAGUGAGCAGCUGGGAUUGUGUACUGAGUUUUACCUCCAGGACAGACUGGGGAGACGCGAGGAAGCAGCCAUGAACCACACUAUGGAGUGUGUGUCCUGGGCCCGUGUUUGCCAUGGCUCUAGUUCAGGAUUUGCCUGUGCCCACUGAUCACCCAAAGCCCAGUGCUGACAUCCAGCAGUUCUGCUCAGUUUCUCACUCCCCCACUGUGGGUGCAACAGGUACCAUGGGGUCUGUCAGUAGCCUCAUCUCUGGACGUUCCUACCAGGAGCGCCACUGCCGAGCCGUCAGUGAAUUUGGCGCUAAGUAUCGUAAACCCACACCAGCCACCAGCUGUUUCCGACAGCAAGAGGGCACACUCCGCAGAACCAGUUCACAGGAGCAGCUUGUCAACAACCAGCCUCCUCUACCUGCAAAGAACAAGUCCUCUGCCCUUAUUUCUGCUGGCAAUGGCAACUAUGGCUAUUUGAGUGAUGAGCCAGUGGGGGACUGGAAUGAUAAUCAUGUGACCAAGUGUAGCCCAUGCACUGAUACUGAAGAGCCUCCUGAUAACAGAUCUAUGAAUGGUAACUUCGGAGGCCCUCCACCCAAGCUCAUCCCUGUGUCUGGCAGGCUAGAGAAGAAUAUGGAGAAGAUACUAAUCCGUCCCACUGCCUUCAAGCCUGUCAUGCCAAAGAAUCGCAAUUCUGUGCAGUACCUGUCUCCACGCCCAGGGGGCAGUCUGUCUGAAAGCCAGGGAAGUCUCAACCUCUUACUCCCUGGUGGGGGAGCAGGGUUGGGUUGUGCAGAGAAGCGAAACUCUUACAGUGGGAGUCGCAAUGCACGGAGUAACCAAUCCGGCACCAUGUCCGACUCAGGCCGCAACUCCCUCUCCAGCCUGCCCACCUACAGCAGCACUGGGUACAGCUUGGCGCAGAGCGAAGUACCCUCCGGCCAUAUGGAAACCUCACGUUCUAGUGGUGGCCAUGGACACUCCAAUUCUGACAGUGGUCGAUCAUCGUCAAGUAAGAGCACAGGGUCUUUAAGUGGGCGAGGUCAGCCCCUGUCAGAGAAUGGAUCAUGUGGGCAGUCCCCUGCUCCAGGGGAAGGAUAUGAAGGUGUCAUUCGUGAACUAGAGGAGAAACUACGGGAGCGAGACCAGGAGCUGCAACAACUCAGGGACAACCUGGAUGAGAAUGAGGCAGCCAUUUGUCAGGUGUAUGAGGAGAAGCAGAGGCGCUGUGAGCAGGAGAUGGAAGAACUUCGGCAGAGCUGUGCAUCAAAGAUGAAGCAGGUGCAGAUAAAGGCACAACGUGCACAACAGGUUCUGCAGCUGCAGGUGUUUCAACUGCAGCAGGAGAAAAAGAAACUGCAGGAGGAUUUUUCACAGCUGCUGCAGGAAAGGGAGGCACUGGAGAAGAGGUGUGCCUCUUUUGAGAGAGAACAGACUCAAUUAGGUCCCCGUCUAGAGGAAACAAAGUGGGAGGUAUGUCAAAAGUCAGGUGAAAUCUCUCUGUUGAAGCAGCAGCUGAAGGACACACAGGCAGAUCUUGGUCAGAAAGCCAGUGAGAUUAUUGCUUUGAAGGCCCAGCUGAGAGAGGGUCGCUCUGAACUGCAAGCCAGCCAGGCUUAUUCGCAAGAAGCUCAUGUCACAGCCCGUACCCGCACACUAGAACUGGAGGUUUGUGAAAAUGAACUGCAGCGUCGUAAGAGUGAAGCUGAACUCCUGCGAGAAAAGUUGGGCCGUUUGGAGGAAGAGUCCCUCCGUCUGAAAGAGGCCCUGGCAGUGCCCACAUCCCAAGCUCCACCUUCUAAAGGCCAAUGCAUGAGCUUGCCCCUGCCUCAAAGCCGUGUGGGGAUUGCUCACGGGAUCAGCCCUGCUUUCUGGGACAGCAGCAGCAAAGAACAUCUUGCGUAUGAAAGCGAUGAAGCAAAGGUGCAACGACAGAGCAUGCUUCAUGGUCUCCGUCAGCAGGUGGAACGAAUGCGAGCAGAGUUGAUGUAUGAGAGGAGGCGGAGCGAGGACCAGCUAGAGGCUUUUGAGGAUGAGCGCAGGGUGUGGCAGGAGGAGAAAGACAAGGUAAUCCGUUACCAGAAGCAGCUGCAACAGAACUACAUCCAGAUGUACCGUCGAAACCGUGACCUUGAGCGUGUGAUGAGGGAGCUUAGUCUGGAGCUAGAGAACAGGGACAUGGAGGAGUUUGACAUGCGAAGCAACGAGAUCCACUUUGAGGAGAUCACUGCCACAGAAAUCUAGGCCACAUCUCACUCUCUGCAAUCAAACCCUUUGAUUUGUCCUAAAAAUUCCUCCACUGUGUUUGUAUGAGGAGAACAUGUCAUCAUAGCAAUAUAAUGUGGCAUGCUUCUUUACACUAUUUCAGAAAUGCACUACAUGACCAACAGUAUGUGGACACCCCUUUCUAAUAAUGGGUUCGGCCCCAAAAUUCCAGACAAACAUUACUACUAUGGCGUACAAUGAUAUUCUAGAGAAUUGUGUGCCUCCGACUUUGUGGUAACAGUUUGGAGAGAGUCCUUUUUUGUUCCUGCAUGACAAUGCCUCUGUGCACAAAUCAGGGGUCCAUAAAAGAUGUGUCUCCUGGGUCUGGUGUAGAAGAACUGGACUGGUCUGCACAAAGCCAAGACCUAAUCCCCCACUGAAUACCUGAUGAAUUAGAUGUUGAUAUCCUCCAAAAUCAGUGUGUGACCUCACUGAUGCACGUUUCUGAAUUGGAGCAAAUCCCCGCAGCCGUAUUCCAACAUCUGCAAGUCAUAUUCCAAACAUAAGCCUUCCCAGAAGAGUGGGAGCUGUUAAGGAUUACCGUCUCCCUAUUAAUGCCAAUGAUCUUGAAAUUAAAAGCCCAACAAGCACAUAUAGGUGUGGUGUUUAAGUGUCAACAUACUUUUGGCCACAUAGUGUACUUCACUCAAGGCAAGUUAUUUUUGUGGUGUCAGCAAAUAAAAUACGGGAGCGAUAUUUAGACAUCUUUAUGAUCCGUUCUUUGCACUGCCUUGGAAACCUGUGAGUGAUUUCAACUGAAUGUACAAUGACUCUGAACAGCGGACAUCAUACAUUGAUGUCACCAGUGACAAACCCCUAUAUAUGAUCUGCAGAAAAAACCCUUUUUACAACUUUUCAUUACUUCAUUUUAAUAACGAGUGCACGAUCAGAAACCCAUAUGACUGUCCCAGCAAAGAAACAUACAGAAAUGUUAAUAAGAUUAGAAAACUGAUGAGAGAUACAGCAUGUCAACUUAGAGUUUCAUGGAUUCAUGCAGAAUCUGCUUGCUCUCAUAUCACAAAGGACAGAGCACACUGCUUGGCUCCCCUAUUAUACUAGCACUAAAACUAAUGGGAAAAUACUUGCAUCAGAUGUUUGGUCACUGAAGCGGCAGUUUUGUUGCGUUGAUUCUUGAUGUUCUAGUUUUUAUGCUGGUAUUUAGAGUGUUCAAUAAACUUGUGCCAUUUCCUUUCAGUCAUUUACAGCACUAUGCAGCAAGAACUCUCUAUAUUUUCUCACAGCCUCACUGCUAACACUACAUUUGAUAAUUAUCACUCAUGUAGAGGUGUUAUUUUUAUAAUUAGAUUAUAUUAGCAAAUAUAACUAGAAAUAUAGCGUCAAAAUAUAUUUUUUCUUUCCUAGUGAUCUUUUAAGUACUGUCAUGCACACUUUACAGAUUGAAUUGCAUGUGUGCAUGAUAACAUAGUAUUUCUGUUGCCAGACAGACAGUCAAGGUAUGGCAUUACACAGGUUACUUUGGGCUGUGUUUCAAUCAGUGGUUUAUCCACCCAUAGUGGGUGAGGCAAUUCUGCUCAGUAAUGACAUAAGUAAUGAAUGCAUAGAUACUAUAUCAUUUUAGAUUUGCAUACAUUUUGAAGAAUACUAAAAAAUUUAAUAAAAAGGGAUAUAUACAUUAUAGCCACUUUUCCACAAUAGGGCUGAACGUUUCCAGUAGCGAAACCGUGCUGAUCCGGGCCAGUUGGUACGGUUACGGUUUCUUUUUCCAUUGUGGUGCUUCAAUGUUUGUAACAAACACAUCAGAUAGAGAUGGCAUGAGAGGUACAAAUUAGUUACCUUGCCAUUGGCAAAUUGACCAUCAUGAGUCACCAUUUACUAAAACCAUUCCACCACCACUGUUUGCUAUACGGCCCGAGAACGGUUUAUAAUCAUGCAGUGCGAAACUGUGCUCAAGUGGAAAUGCUACUGGAUACGUUCUUCAUUGGGCUCAGAACCUUUUUGCCCAAUGGUGGAAAAGUAUCUUAUGUAAACUCUUUUGUUUUUAUGAAACAGAUUCUUUAAAAGAAAAAAAAAAGAGGAAGAAUUAACUAUGUAUAUUUUUAUAUAUAGCAUCUCAAGCUAUUUUGUGGUAAAACAGGUAACUUUGUGGGUUUAACAAAUCUGUAUUGCAUAUUUCGCACACUGUCAUCCAGAAGGAUCAUUUGCCAUCAGCAGUUCAUGGGGAAAUCUGACAGUAGUUCCAACAGUAAGUGCUUUCAUAUUUUCAUAUUAUUGCAUCUUCAGCACAGGAAAUUAACUUGCCUGUUGACAAUACAGAACAUCAUUACCGAUGACGAUUUUAUAGCCUUUUGAAGAAAGGUGCCCUGAACAUUGCCUAACAACAGUGCAACGUUCUGGACAGCUUGGUACAAUGAAUUGGGCAUAAUGGUUCACUGUGCCCGAUUGGUCUGGGCUGCGCUUCCCAAAAGCAUCGUAAGUCUAAUUCGAUUAUAGAAGCCAUUGCCACCAAUGGUCUCUACAAUCAACUUAAGCUUUUUUGGUCAUAUCUCACAUUUAUAGCAAAGACUUGUUAUGGGCCUACAAAAAGAUCACUCUCCCCUGGACAGUACUACAUCCCUCCUGUUAUCAGUCAAUCAUACCCUUGAUGCAAAUAUACAUGUAAAUAUUCCUCAUAUUGUAAUAUUAUUGACAUAUUCAAUAUAUUUGUUUUUACACACACAAAUUAUCUAUUUUGGAGUUGUAACCACUGUGAAUAGACCAAAGCAAAUUAACAUUUAAUCUUGUUUUUCCCUCAUGUAUGUGCUUGUGUAUGCUUUCUUUGUCAAUCAUGCUGUAUAUUUCUUGUAAAAAGUGUUUUUAAUUAAAGAAAAUAAGUC
Xyrauchen texanus (razorback sucker) is the source of this 5255-nucleotide messenger RNA. Its product is annotated as leucine zipper putative tumor suppressor 2 homolog. Lineage: Eukaryota; Metazoa; Chordata; Actinopteri; Cypriniformes; Catostomidae. The record is from RefSeq and is a predicted model, not a curated record. Gene Ontology annotation, biological process: negative regulation of canonical Wnt signaling pathway; cell division. The transcript is spliced from 5 exons. The coding region runs from base 280 to 2400 and encodes 706 amino acids.